AUGCUCUCUAUCCUUUCUAUCUUGGUUCCCGUGGCAGCGUUCAGUUUCACAGUCUACUGGACUGUGACGGCGUACAUCCAACAUGGGAAGCUUCGACAAUUCAAAGGCCCUCCCAUUGCCGCCUGGACGAGUCUAUGGAUGGCAAAGCAGGCUGUCUCCGCCAAUAUGCCCACGGCGCAGAUGGAUGCUCUCCGGAAAUAUGGCUCCCCAGCUCGUAUUGGACCCAAUAUGCUAGUCACAGACGAUCCCGAGCUUCUGCGACACAUGAGCGCGCCUCGCUCUAAAUGGACUCGUGGUGGUUGGUAUGAUGGCGUGAAACUUGAUCCCAGAAUGAACAACAUCUUGUCUGAACGUGAUGAGAAAAAGCAUGCCGAAAUGCGAUCAAUGAUGAUUGGUGCAUAUUCUGGAAAGGAGGUGGAGACUCUGGAGGCCGAUAUUGACACAGUUCUGCUCCGCCUUCUUGAUCUCAUCAAGCGCAACUACAAUGGCAAGGUCAUGGACAUUGCCCAGGUGGCUUCGUAUUUCACAUUGGACGUUCUAAGUCUUAUCGCCUUCGGCGAAUCCUUUGGUUUUCUUGAAGCGGAUGCCGACCUGUACGACUUCCACGCCAUCGCCAAUCAAUUUUUUGGCGUCCUUGAACUGGUUGUCAAUCACGAAGGCUUGCGGUCAUUUAUCCAAAGCCGCUUUAUCCAGAAACUGAUCGCCCCCAAAGGAACUGACAAGGUUGGGCAAGGCGCCAUCAUUGGUAUCGCCAAAAAGGCCGUCGCGGAGAGGUACGGCCCGGAUGCGAAGAAAAGAAAAGACAUGCUUGGACACUUUAUCUCUAAGGGCAUGGCCCAAGACCAGGCAGAGGUCGAAGCACAUCUUCAGAUCCUCGCCGGGGCCGACUCGACUUCAGGAGUCUUGCGUAUAACCAUGAUGCUGCUUGUUGGAAACCCUACCGCAUACCACAGACUGCGGAACGAAAUCGAAGCGGCUGUCACUGAGGGCAAGAUCUCCUAUCCGGUCAUCAAGUACAGUGAGGCAGUCCAACUCGAGUUUCUUCAAGCCAUCAUCUGGGAAGCGUUGCGGAUGUAUCCUCCACUCUUUGGUCUGCAGAGUAAACGUUCGCCUCCAGAAGGUGACACGGUCAACGGAGUCUUCUUCCCCCCAGGAGUCGAGAUCGCCAUCUGCGACGAAGGUCUUGGAAGGAGGAAGGACGUCUUUGGCCCAGACGCAGACAUCUUCCGCCCCGAGCGGUGGCUCAACCCUGACCCUGCCAUCCGAGCCAAGUAUCUCAAACACGUCGAAGUUGUCUUUGGAAGUGGAAGAUUUGUCUGCUUAGGCCGCGGCAUUGCGUUCAUGGAGGUCAGCAAAGCCAUCGUCGAGCUCGUGAGAACAUUCGACUGGUCGGUCGCGGACGCGAUUCGUGGGCCCACUUCCAUUGCUCAUGGUAUCUGGGUUCAUGAACAUAUGAAUCUGGUGGCUUGGCCUCGGCAAUAAAGCCAUAAUCACCCAUUGAUGAACACGACUACAUGUAUAUACCCGGGUCGACACUUGCGUUGGUCGGCCUUUUUGUAUACUGAUUUUGAACCCAAUGGCCAACAUUCUCCUUACGAAGUUAAUUCCUGGACUGGACACUGAUAAUAAGUAGUAUUUAAAUUGCACAAGACCUCUGGU
This is a messenger RNA of Exophiala mesophila, 1659 nucleotides long. RefSeq lists its product as uncharacterized. The transcript is spliced from 4 exons. The record is from RefSeq and is a predicted model, not a curated record. Gene Ontology annotation, molecular function: iron ion binding; monooxygenase activity; oxidoreductase activity, acting on paired donors, with incorporation or reduction of molecular oxygen. NCBI's taxonomy places the organism in Eukaryota, Fungi, Ascomycota, Eurotiomycetes, Chaetothyriales, Herpotrichiellaceae. The coding region runs from base 1 to 1482 and encodes 493 amino acids.